GCAGGACAGACCAGACGUUACGCAGCAACGAAAGGUUCAUCAUGUCGUCGCUCGAGCUACUCAACCCGCGCGCUGAGUCGGUACGACGGCAGCAGGCGCUGGCUGUCAACACAUCGGGCGCCGUGGGCAUCUCGGGCGUGCUCAAGAACAGCCUGGGUCCCUCGGGCGCGGUCAAGCUGCUCGUCGAUGGGAGUGGAAACCUGCGCGUGUCCAAGGGCGGCGGUGUGCUGCUCAAGGAGAUGCAGAUCACCAAUCCAACGGCGUCGAUGAUUGCCAGGACUGCCGUCGCGCAAGACGACCAGUGUGGCGAUGGAACGACAUCGGUGGUGCUCUUGGUCGGCGAGCUGCUCAAGCAGGCCGAUCGCUAUAUCCAGGAGGGCGUCCACCCGAGGGUCAUCAGCGAAGGAUUCGAGCUGGGAAAGCAGGGGUCAUUGAAGUUCCUCGAAACGUUUAAGCAGACGCCUGAGCUGGAUCGCAACACGCUCGUGACGGUGGCCAAGACGUCACUCACGACAAAAAUCCAGGCCAAGCUGGCUGAGAAGCUGGCCGGAGACAUUGUCGAUGCGGUUCUGGCUGUCAAGCCCACGACAAAGACGACAAUCGCCUCUGCACCCAAGCCGAAAGCGGAUGGAUCAUCGGAGAAGGUGCAGGACUGGGAGGUGCAGGACCCGAUCGACCUGCACAUGGUCGAGAUCAUGAAGAUGCAGCACCGAAAUGAGACGGACACACAGCUCAUUCGCGGUCUCGUCCUUGACCACGGCGCACGGCACGUCGACAUGCCCAAGCGCGUCGAGAAUGCCUUUGUGCUCACGCUCAACGUCAGCCUCGAGUACGAGAAGACCGAGGUCAACUCUGGCUUCUUCUACUCGUCGGCAGAGGAGCGCGAGAAGCUCGUCGAGUCGGAGCGCCGCUUCGUCGACGCAAAGCUCAAGAAGAUUGUCGAGCUGAAGCAGGCGGUGUGCGACUCGGCCGUCGGCAGCGAGUCGUCGGGCGAGAAGCCAAAGAACUUUGUCAUCUUCAACCAAAAGGGCAUCGACCCCAUGUCACUCGACGUCCUGGCCAAGCACAACAUUCUCGCGCUGCGCCGGGCCAAGCGGAGAAACAUGGAGCGCCUCCAGCUGUGCUGCGGUGGCGUGGCGCAAAACUCCGUCGAUGACCUCAGCCCAGAUGUGCUGGGCUACGCCGGGCUGGUGUACGAGCACACGCUGGGCGAGGAGAAGUUCACCUUUGUCGAGGAGUGCCGGGAUCCAAAGAGCGUGACGCUGCUGAUCAAGGGCCCCAAUGGCCACACCAUCCAGCAGAUCCAUGACGCCGUCCGAGGCGGGCUGCGCGCCGUCAAGAACUCGAUCGAGGACAAGUGCCUCGUUCCGGGAGGUGGCGCAUUCCAGAUUGCUGCUGCGCAGUACCUCAACGACGUGGUGAAGAAGGAGGCAAAGGGACGGGCCAAGCUGGGCGUGCAGGCAUUCGCCGACGCGCUCCUGGUCAUCCCCAAGACGCUGGCCUCCAAUGGCGGAUUCGACGUCCAGGAUGCCAUUGUGGCCAUGCAGGAUGAGUUUGCAGACGGCAACAUCGUCGGCCUCGACAUCAAGAGCGGCGAGCCCACCGACGUGGUCACCCAGGGCAUCUGGGACCAGUAUCGCACCAUCCGACACAUGCUCCACUCCUGCUCCGUCAUUGCCUCAAACUUGCUGUCGGUAGACGAGAUUCUGCGCGCAGGGAGGAGCUCGCUCAAGAACGAGCAGCAGCCUGGAGCCUAGACUGAAUCCAGCAUCACAAUCAAAUGAGAUUUGCAUCCACC
This is a messenger RNA of Acaromyces ingoldii, 1798 nucleotides long. RefSeq names its product T-complex protein 1 zeta subunit. Bases 42 to 1757 code for a protein of 571 amino acids. Lineage: Eukaryota; Fungi; Basidiomycota; Exobasidiomycetes; Exobasidiales; Cryptobasidiaceae. The transcript is spliced from 3 exons. Gene Ontology annotation, molecular function: ATP hydrolysis activity; ATP-dependent protein folding chaperone; ATP binding. The record is from RefSeq and is a predicted model, not a curated record. Gene Ontology annotation, cellular component: chaperonin-containing T-complex. Gene Ontology annotation, biological process: protein folding.